AAAACAUACUAAGCCAUACAGCUGAUGAAUAAAAUGUCUUUAUUUGAUUUUUUACCAAAAACCGAAAAGUGUUGUGUUUACUCUAAUUUAAGGACUGGUUCCAUUCUUAUUGCUUUGUUUAUUGUUUUUACCCUAGGUAUGGCAACAUGGACCUUAAUAACUCCGCCGGCAGAAAUUAAAAGAAUAAUUACGGUUAUAAUGUCAAUAUUAACUGGACUUUAUGUUAUAAGUGCCUUGGUUUUUCUUCUUGGUAUAUGCAUGGACAAAAAAAUCACAGCCGAAAUAUUUUUGUUUUCAUUGGGCUUCCAACUAAUAAGUUUACUUAUAAUUAUUUUCACUGGCGUUGUUUGGGGGUUUUUAGGAGAGAAUUUGUCCAUAAGUGGUAUUAGUAUGAACGUAUUUGCAUGCUUAUUGACUGGCUACUUCAUGAUUGUGGUGAGGAGUUAUAAGGAAGAAAUGAUGCAAUAGCUGUAAUAUCUUCGUAGAUAAUUAAGUAAAAAGAAUAUGGAAUCAAGACAGCUGAGUUCGAGAUAACUAUCUAUCUGUUAAACUUGCAUAUUUGAACUUAAACGUUGCUAAGUA
Leptidea sinapis is the source of this 582-nucleotide messenger RNA. RefSeq lists its product as uncharacterized. Lineage: Eukaryota; Metazoa; Arthropoda; Insecta; Lepidoptera; Pieridae. The record is from RefSeq and is a predicted model, not a curated record. Bases 25 to 468 code for a protein of 147 amino acids. The transcript is spliced from 4 exons.